Apiotrichum porosum is the source of this 669-nucleotide messenger RNA. RefSeq lists its product as uncharacterized. The transcript is spliced from 10 exons. Gene Ontology annotation, molecular function: double-stranded DNA binding. The coding region runs from base 1 to 669 and encodes 222 amino acids. NCBI's taxonomy places the organism in Eukaryota, Fungi, Basidiomycota, Tremellomycetes, Trichosporonales, Trichosporonaceae. The record is from RefSeq and is a predicted model, not a curated record. Gene Ontology annotation, biological process: reciprocal meiotic recombination.
AUGUCCAAACGCGGUCUCUCUCGCGAGGAGAAACGCACAAAGAUGAUGGAGCUCUUCCACGAGAAGAGCGAGUUCUUUACUCUCAAGGAACUCGAGAAGAAUGCGCCUAAACAGAAGGGUAUCGGUGAGCUGGCCAUGUUCAAGGCCCAACGUGAGCUCAACCACCCAGUGCAGCAAUCGGUCAAGGAGAUCCUGGACGAGCUCCAGGCCGAUGGUCUGGUCACGAUGGAGAAGAUUGGCACGAGCAACUAUUAUUGGUCCUUCCCAAGCACCGCUGGCGCCAAGAAGCAAGCCGAUCUCGACCGCCUGACCAAGGAAGCCGACACCCUCCUCGACAAGAUCACCGAGGCGCGCACCACUCUGGCCAGCUCGCAGCAGGGACGCGAGGACACUCCCGAACGCCGCCAGCUCCUGGCCACCCUUGCCGACGCCGAGACCACGCGUGCAACCCUCAAGACCGAGCUGGCCGCCUACGGUGCUGCUGACCCCGUCAAGUAUCAGCGUAAGCGCCAGGCGGCGGCCGUGGCCAAGAAGGCGGCACAGCGUUGGCAUGACAAUGUCGACGCGGUCAUGUCGUUCAUCAAGUCGCAGCAUGCCCUCGACGACGAGGCCGGGUUCCGCCACACCAUGGGAAUGGGCGACGACUGGGACGACAUUGACUUUUCGUAA